Messenger RNA from Mesorhabditis spiculigera, 1890 nucleotides. Lineage: Eukaryota; Metazoa; Nematoda; Chromadorea; Rhabditida; Rhabditidae. The record is from the annotation of a GenBank genome assembly.
AUGAUAGUGAGAAGUCGACGGGCGAAGCUAGUGUGUCUGGUCGGCGUGCUGAUUGUGUAUUGCUACCUCAGCUAUCGGAAUGCUUCGAUACCGGCCGAGUUUUUGGAGCUACAGCAACUAGCUGCGAAAGGGCAAUCCGGCGUCUGUCGAAUAAAAGCGCUCGACCCGUUUGAUCCGUCGAUUGCCAAAUACAUUGAUGUCAGCCCGAAGACGCUCCGCUGCCGCGCCGUGCAGGAGCAAUGCGUGACGUUUGGCAACAAGACACUGACCAUCGUGAAGCCGGUCAGCAGCUGCCGCUAUCGCAGCGUCGCGCACAACUCGGGCGUCGACGAUUUUCAGCCAAAAUACGGGCCGUGGCUGGUUAUUAAAGGAGCUACCUCUGAUCCCAUUGAAGAUGAAUUUGUGCAGGUCGAAUGCUACAAACAAACUUUUGGCAUGGAGCGAUGCAUCUACAGGAACACAUUUUUCCAAGUGGUACCAAGGGAGACGAGUACGGAAACUGGAAAACCGUUUUCCAAAGAAGCGAAAGACCGGCCGAGCGUCUUGUUUCUCGGCAUCGAUGGCGUGUCGCGGAGUAAUUUUAUACGGCAAUUACCUCAGACAAUGGAAGUGAUGGAGCGUCAGGGGUUCGUAACCUUGGAUGACUACGCAAAAUUGGGCGACAAUAGCUUUCCCAAUCUUUGCGCCAUACUGCUCGGCAAGCGCGGAUACGAUGCAGCGGGUUUCCCCAGCGAAGUACCAACCGAAUGGGGCAUUAAUUACGACAACUGGACGGAUUUCGUGUGGCGUAGAUUCGGUCGGGCCGGCUACGCGACAAUGUUCUCCGAGGAUCGCCCCGAAUGGAGCACGUUCAGCUAUAAGAAGCACAGCCAUGGAUUCGUGAAACGACCGCCGACCGAUCAUUACCAGAGGCCCUACUUCACGACCCUCUACGACUCGAAAGAAAUGCUGCAGAGCACGCCGCAAUGCUUCGACAGGUCGCCGCUCCACAAUCUGCAGUUGGACUACGUCAAGGAAUUCCUGACAGCGUACCACGGCCGUGGCAUACCGACUUUUACGUUUUUCUGGAACGUCGAUCUGGCACAUGAAUAUCUGAAUACUCUGAAAGUGGCGGACAGCGAUUUGGCGGGUUUUCUGCAGGACAACCAGGAACUACUCGAGAACACGAUAGUCCUCAUGAUAUCUGACCAUGGUAACCGCUACGACGCGAUUCGAGAAACGAUUGUCGGUCGUCUUGAAUCCCGAAUGCCGAUGCUGUCCAUUAAACUACCAAAGAAAAUGAUCACCAAACAUCCACACCUCCUCGCCAACCUCAAGCACAACGCCAAGGUGUUCACCACCCAUUUCGAUACGCACGAACUUUUCAACGACGUGUUGCUGAACAACUACGCCUACGCGUCCAACAGCUCGAGGAGCUUUUCGUUGCUCGGAGAAGUGCCGGCGAAUCGCACGUGCAAGCAGCUGAACGUGCCGGAUUCCUUCUGCCCAUGCUACGAGGAGCUCGAGCUCGAGCCAGCGAGGGGGCAAGAGGUAGCCGAUUAUCUACUCUCGGAAGUGAAUCGGCUUCUCGCCGAUGGUCCCGAUAAAGGUAAAUGCGCGGUGAUGAAACUGGCCGAGAUCCAGUCUGUGUCGGUGAGACUACCGCCUAAGGCUGUUAUGGAAGAAAAUUCGAUGGGAAAGCAGCCGCCGUCGGGCGCGAUAACGAUUAUCUACAGGAUCGCGUUGCGUGUAGCGCAACCAUCAAACGCCCUGCUCGAGGCCGUCGUCUUCCGCGAUUUGACGAAAAAGACCUGGAAAAUCGAUGGGGACAUUGAGCGGAACAACAAAUAUGGCAACACUUCGGCGUGUGUCGUCGAGAAGCAGCUGCUCAAACUGUGCCACUGCAUUAAC